AUGGCUGUUAAACGAGCUCAAGCUACAUUGGAGGAAGCUGAAAGACAGCGGAUGCUUGCAAGGGAAAGAAGCGCUACCAGAAGAGCUGUCUUUACACCCGAACAACCUGAACGAGAGCGUAAACUUGCACGAGAAAGAAGUGCAACUAGAAGAGCUGCUUUAACAUCAGAACAGAAAGUUUUCGAAGCACUUCAAUGGCUUAGACAGAAUAAUGCUCUAUAUCGUAAUGUUACAAUUAAUCAAUUAAUAAUCAUCAAAUUACCUGAAGAUGAUGUACCGGAGUGUUUAUGGGCAACCAUGGAAGUUUCUACUGAUGUAGAAGCAGCUGAAAAUGAAAGAGCAAGUUACCUUCCUGAUCCGUUGACCAAUGCAUCUGAAUUUAACAAUACAACAGCUAUACCUAUAAUCUCAAGUGCUGUGUUAGAUGUCAAUAGUACCAAAGUGUCGUCUGAUGAAGUUGCUGAACAUCUUUUAGAACGAAUCAAAGCACAAGUGCCAGAAAAAACACACGGAAAAGACACCGAGCAAAACUCUAAACAAGACACUGUAUACAUAAUUCCUCGUGGCAACAAACCGGCCAAUGAAUAUUCUAAUCCAAAUCUUUUAUUAGAAAUCUUUCCUACCCUAUUCCCAUAUGAAUGUGGUGGGCUUGAGGAUGGUUCUCGACCGAUUCAAAUCAAUUUUCGUGAGCAUCUCAGGUAUCUUCUUUCGUAUGCAGAUCGCCGCUUUGAAGAACACUAUUCAUUUAUAUUCGUUGUCUUCAAUAUUUUACAACGCCGAACAGCAUGUUUCCACGCCCAAUUAAUGACAACAAGAUCGUGGUUUCAACAAUCUGCACAAGUUCUUAACUCAUUGAGUUCUGAAGAUGUAGCAGCAGCCCUUAUUAAUAUCUCAAAAGCGCCUUAUUCAAAAGUUACUGACGAGAGAAUAAAUACGUUGAUGAAGCACAUCAAAAUUAUUGGUGGUCACGUCAUGGGUUCAGCUCAUUCCCGAUCAGCUCUUCGAGAAAUUGGAUCGACAGCAAGUGAAGUUAUACCACCAUGUCUCCCAACACCAAAUCCUGCAUCGGAAGACUUCGAUCAAACGUUUCGCAAAGAUGUAGUUCAAUUGGUCGAAACCUGCAAUAUUCACAAGCAUUCUGCAACUUGCUAUAAAUAUUCUAAAGGCAAAAAUGAUAGUUCAAAAAGGUGUCGAAUGGGCAUGCCACGCGCACUAGUGAAUGUUUCUAAUAUUGACCUUACAACAGGUCAGAUAACUAUGCGUCGAUCACAUCCGUGGAUCAAUAACUUUAAUGAAUGGUUUUUAAGUGCGUGCCGAUCGAAUAUGGGCAUUAAAUUCAUCUGGAGUGGCGACGAAAAUGCAGAAGAAGACGAUCCUGAACAACUUUUGCAAAUGCUCUCCAUCGUAAAUGAGAUCACGACAAACACUUACUCUGCAUUGGCAGCUACUCAAGAACAACGCUAUGUUCAUGAUGCAUUACAAGCAAUUGAUAAUACAGAUAGAUUUACAUUACUAAAUGGCCGUACACGUUGUCCGGGCGAAAAUAAAUAUGGUAUCAUACACGACGUCCACACAUUUGUCGUAGCUCGCAAGCAUCAUACGACCAUGAUUAAAGAGUGGAAACGUGAUAUUGAAGCCCGACGAGAUGAAACAAGGAACUAUUUAAUUUCAGGUGAAGAUACUCUGGAAGUACGAGAUGAUGAAACACAGAUUGAAGUCGUAGGUGCUGAAAUUCCAACAAGCCCAAUUAAAACGAAAGCUACGAGAGUCCUACCUGUAACUGCAACCAAUUUGGUUUUAUUUCCCACAAAACAGGAUAUCGUCAAAUAA
This is a messenger RNA of Rotaria sp. Silwood1, 1830 nucleotides long. The record is from the annotation of a GenBank genome assembly. NCBI's taxonomy places the organism in Eukaryota, Metazoa, Rotifera, Eurotatoria, Philodinida, Philodinidae.